Messenger RNA from Mucor mucedo, 442 nucleotides. RefSeq lists its product as uncharacterized. The record is from RefSeq and is a predicted model, not a curated record. Lineage: Eukaryota; Fungi; Mucoromycota; Mucoromycetes; Mucorales; Mucoraceae. The transcript has 4 exons. The coding region runs from base 68 to 382 and encodes 104 amino acids.
CAUCCUUCCUCUUCCCUUUUUUUUUUUUUCUUGGUGUCUCGCACUUUUUUUUUAUUAUUAAACCAUCAUGGCAGCUCACGACCAUCACGACCAUUCCAACUGCAGCCAUGACCAUGGUGAACCCAAGAAAAACGUUGCCUCUGAUGAAAUGGCACUUCGUAAACAAGCUGCAGAUAAACUUGCCAAGUCCUUAAUUCAGUUACAAGAAAUCGCUAAUGAGCACAAAAAGCUAGUUGGUAAAAGUUCAAACGAACCUGUCAAUAAAGCCGACGUGGAUCUUUUGAUAAAGGAAAUGGGAUUAACAAAGGCAGAAGCAGAAUCCGCUCUCAGAGCCAAUAAGUGUGAUAUCAUUGCAACUUUGACUUGUUUAGUCAAGCAAUAAAAAAAAAAAAAAAAAACGUGAUUUUUUUUUUUUUUUUUGCCACGUCACAAUACCAAUUUU